Molecule: messenger RNA, 2290 nt
Organism: Dunckerocampus dactyliophorus (ringed pipefish)
Lineage: Eukaryota; Metazoa; Chordata; Actinopteri; Syngnathiformes; Syngnathidae
Gene: fam20a
Product: FAM20A golgi associated secretory pathway pseudokinase
Exons: 11
Coding region: 178-1749 (523 amino acids)
Cellular component (GO): Golgi apparatus
Molecular function (GO): protein serine/threonine kinase activator activity
Source: RefSeq, a predicted model, not a curated record
ACGCAGUCUGUUACUCUCUCACCCUCAAAGCAUGUUGCUGAGACACGCUCGCUGUGGGCUCAUUUCUUCAGUAACUGCAGCAGAGAGUACACCAGCAGUGUCGGACCGUGCAUCAGCUUCAUGGUGAUGCCUUGCAUGUGAAGUCAACUUCUUCCUGUUUUCCUUUUCUUCUCCAUCAUGCGAAAAGACCGACUCCUCUUGGCCGCAACUCUCACUGUUAUCUUCUCCGCUGACAUCUACUUCAUCCUUUUGCCAAAGCUGCGGCGGACGAGACACUUCUGUCCAUGUCGCCACAGCAACUUCAGCCUCCCCAGUCAUUUCUCCAGUUGGACUUUCAUUCCGCUCCAGGAUACUACUCCUUCUGAACCAGACAAUGGGGGGUCAAAACUUGACAGGCUUUUCGCUCAUCCUUUGUAUAACUUCCAGGCCCCCGUGCUGGGACCUGAGGAGAGGCUGCUGCAGGUGGAGCAGUUGAUGGACUACUACAGGAAGAAGGUGUCACGCUGGGAAAGACACAUGAAGUUAUACAGUGAAGCUGCGGCUGCCUCCAACAUUACUGUAGUGGAACAUGAAGUGGCUUUUGACCCUGAGGCCAGCUGGCUCAAGUUCCACUUGGGAAUAAGUCGCUAUGCGCUGUACUCCCGCCAGGAUCCCGCUAUUACACAGCUGCUCAGGGACAUGCAAGACAUGACCGUGGUCAAUGCAGACUACACUCAAGAUGAGAAGGCUCUAAAAGGAGCAUGUGACUGCAGUCAAGUGGUGAAGCCCAGUGGACACCACCUGAAACUAGCUCUUAAGAUGCAGAACUUUGCCAAGGCCAUGUUCAAGCCAAAGAGGCAGCAGAGGCACGAGGAGACUCCAGAAGACGUCUUCUAUUUUGUUGAUGUCCAGAGACACAAUGCAGAGAUUGCUGCCUUUCACCUGGACAGGAUCCUGGACUUCCGCAGAGUUCCUCCUGUGGCUGGCAGGUGGCUGAACCUCACCGGAGAAGUGCUCCAAGUGACCCGAAAUGACGAACUACGAGCUGUUUUCUUCACCUCACCCGCAAACAACACAUGCUUUUUUGCCAAGUGCCUAUAUGUGUGUAAGACGGAGUAUGCAGUGUGCGGGACCCCUGACCUUCUGGAGGGCUCCUUGUCGGCCUACCUGCCUGGCCUCAGUAUCGCCCCCCGCAUCUCCAUCCCCAACCCCUGGAUACGCUCCUACUCCUUCACCGGGCGGGAAGAAUGGGAGAUGAAUCCGCUCUACUGUGACACGAUAAAGCAACUUUAUCCUUACAAUUCAGGCAACCGCCUCCUCAACAUCAUCGACAUGUCCAUCUUUGACUUUCUAAUGGGCAACAUGGAUCGACACCACUAUGAGAUCUUCACCAAAUUUGGCGACGAAGGUUUUCUUCUCCACUUGGACAAUGCCAGAGGAUUUGGGAAGCACAGCCAAGAUGAGAUGUCCAUCCUUGCUCCUCUGUCUCAGUGCUGCAUGAUAAAGCGUUCCACUCUAUUGAGACUCCAGCUGCUGGCUCAACAACAAUUCCAGCUUAGUGACGUGAUGAGGGAGUCUCUGCAAAAAGACCCUUUGCAGCCCAUCCUAACAGAACCACACCUCUCAGCACUGGACCGCAGGUUACACAAGCUCCUGAGAGUGGUCCAGCGCUGCGUCCGAAGGCUGGGCAAGGACCGAGUCGUCUCCAGUGACUUUGUUAAGUCCACAGUGAAACCUUGGGCCAAGACACAGACCAAAAAGGCCAGGUAGCAGAGCAUGAAAGUCACUCUGCUUCUUUUAGACUUCAUGAUGAAGUGCAGUUGUUUCAAUUUUAAUGGAACAAGCCAUGGAUGAAAGAUGCUGUGAAUCCCAUCGUGUACGUAUGGGGAAUAAUGUACAAGUCCACAUAUAAAGACUGCAUUUAUGACAAGAGUGUCAGCUAUAAUAUUGACCAAACACAUCACACUUAAUUAAUAUUAGUACACAAAUGCCUGCAGAUUCAUUGAUAAAUGAAGCCUUAAGACUUUGUCAUAAUCAUUAAAGAAAAAGUUAACAUUCAGGGAUGAGACGGUGAUGCACUGGAUGGGCAUUUUUGCAAGUGACUAUAUUAACAUAAAAUAAACAUAUUUUGUGUGUUAAAAGGUGUUUCAAGUCUUACUUGGUUUGAGGGUGGAAGAAAAAUGAUAGUUGGGUGGGUAAUAAACCACUCAACCAUUAAGGGUAGUUUUCUUCUGCACUCUUUCGGAAAAAAACAACCUCAAAUUCACCCACCAUAGGCUGAAUGAACUACAUAAACAAACAGACGCAAUUC